CGUGCGAUUAGAUUUGGCCGCACGGCCGCUAUCAAUCGAUAGGAGAACAGAAGAUGGCUGCGGGUCUGGUGUGAGGUGGAAGAGAUUGAACACCACUUUAGUGGAGAGUCUUACGAGUUUACACCUGAAAAUAGUACCCUGGAUACAUAGGGCGUCCGUUCGGGCUCAGAGUGCUGGUGACCCUAGCAGUGAAUACAUUAUUCCAGCGGUGAUGGAGUUCCACCGACACAGCCAGUAUAUCCUAGAGCAGUUCAACCAGCAGCGAGAGAUGGGGAUGCUGUGUGACUGCACCUUCAUGGUGGACGGAGUGGUUUUCAAGGCGCACAAGGCGGUGCUGGCAGCCUGUAGCCAGUACUUCAGGAUGCUGUUUGUAGAGCACAAGGAAGUGGUUGACCUGGACAUUAGCAGCUCAGAAGGCCUCGGCAUAGUGCUGGACUUCAUGUACACUGGCAUAUUGAACCUAACCAGUGAAACAGUGGACAGCGUGCUUGCAGUCGCUAGCUUUCUACAGAUGCAAGCUGUCACAGUCAGCUGCAGGGUUUUUAAAUCCCCCCAGAAAACAGGAGCAGGCAGUGUGCAUACUGGUGCUCGGAACACAAGCAGGAUCAAGUCUCUAGUCAAAAAAACAAAUGCUCCAAUGCGAGCGGAGAAGGUCUUGACAUGGGAAGUGCAUCCGCUGUCCACAGGGGAGACGCCAGAGAGCGUGGGGACAGGGCCAGCUGGGAGAUUAACACUGAGGCUCAAACAGGAAGAAGGACAGUCCGCAGUGGAGCCAGCAGGCAUGGAGGUGGAGCAGGAGGACUCUGAGAGCGAGGAGACAGAAGACGUGGAGUCGGAGAUUAAAGUUGAGGUUGAGGAGGAAGAUGAAGAGGCGCUUGUAUAUGUGGAUGAUGUAUGUGAUGUUGAUUACACUCCAGAUAACUCAGUGAAUGAUGCUGUCUCUAAGUCUUGUGGGGUGCGGUGGCAGGGUGGCACAAAGUCCUGCAGGAGAGACAACCCUGCGGGAGAUGACUGGAACCAGACAAACAGAAAAGAGCUGCACAUGGACAGCGCUGAUCCCACAGACCAGGUUACAGCAAACAGGAGAGCCCCCAAGCGAAGGCAGCAGCGGAACCACAGCGAGCGCAUCAAGCAUCGGAAACGCGGGACUGUUGCGCACACCUGUGAGUUAUCACUAAUGGAGCAAAAACAGUCUCAUCAUUCAUCUCUGGACGACGUGAGGUACUUUCUAUCAACAGGACAGUGCCCAACACAUCUGGACAAGACGAAAAAGAUGUCUUUGCGGAAGUAUGCCAAAAACUUCAGAUUUGAAGACACAGGUCUAUUUUACUGUAACCCGAAGAUCAACAACCUGAGAAGAGUUGUCUUCGCCGAAGAAGAAAAGGAGGCAAUCUUCCGCGACUGCCAUGGUCCACCCCACGGAGCGCACCAGGGAAGGAACAGGACUGCACAAAAAAUAUCCUCCAAAUAUUACUGGCAGAGCAUGAUGGGAUUUAUUACAUCACGGAUAAAAGGGUGUGACAAGUGUCAGCACAGGAAGAAAAUCGAGACAGGCCCUGGAGAGGACACCAGUCGCCACAACACAAGUCCGGGAGGUCCUUGGGGUUGACCUGGCAGGCCCUUUGCCAGAAACUUGUUCUGGCAAUAACUGUAUUCUAACUGCCACCUGCCCUUUUUCCAAAUAUGUGGGAAGCAUUUGUUUUGAAGGACAAGACAGCUGUAUCUGUGACAUGUUGUUUUAAAAAAAAAAAAAAAAGUAUUCCUGUGCUUGUGUUACUUUUUACAGUAGUAAUCAUUUGCUGUUUUUUUUUUUUUUUUUUUUUUUAAAUCACUGUCCCAUUAAUUCUGAACUCUACUGUAGGUAAAGUUUGAGAAGUUUGAAAUACUUCUUGGUAAAAGUACACACUGCAGAGCUGUAUGUUAAAGUCCAAUAUAACUGUUUUAAAAACUUGAGAAAAUGUCUUGUCUAUAUAAUAUUUUGCAACUGAGGAGCAACCAGAUUAUCGGACUCUGACUACCUACUGUAAAGUACCAACAUUUUUACACACAUUCUACACAUUUGAUAUGCACUCUGUUGGUUUCACACAGGUACACUUUUCCUAGUAAGUGUGCUGUGUUUUUUUUAGUCUAAUGGUUGCAGUCUACCUACUGUAAAUAACAUUGAGUAUUUGGUUGAUUCUUCACAGCUGCCUCUGUCUGGAUUGUUGGGCACAGUUUUGUGCACUGGGGGGGGAGCAACAUGCCAGGAGAAUGCUCGGGCUGACCCUGCAGCUGCCAAGCACCCCUGUCUGCUGGUUCGGAUGGAGGGGGCUGAGAUGGCACCUUUUUUUUUAAUUUUGUUUAUGAUUUAAUUUUCAAUUCCCCUGUUUCUGAACCCGAUAUCCUGGUGAUCCAUGCUGGAGGCGGUGAUUUAGGAAAAUUGAAAAGCGUGGAAUUAAUUCGAAGGAUGGAAAAAGAUUUAACAAAUUUGCAUGAGCUCUUUCCAAAAACAAAAAUGAUUUUCUCGUGCACCCCCUAGAGAAGUCUUUGGAAAGAUGUAAAAGCAUCUCCAAAAAUGAACAAAGCACGUAACUGGGUGAGCAAUGUAAUUUCUGAUUUUGUUUAGUUUUGGGGCGAUUCAAUACAGCAUCAUGAAAUGAAAUAUGAUCAGGUUGAGCUUUUUAGUGGGGA
Molecule: messenger RNA, 2670 nt
Organism: Polyodon spathula (Mississippi paddlefish)
Lineage: Eukaryota; Metazoa; Chordata; Actinopteri; Acipenseriformes; Polyodontidae
Product: zinc finger and BTB domain-containing protein 17-like
Exons: 9
Coding region: 212-1609 (465 amino acids)
Biological process (GO): regulation of transcription by RNA polymerase II
Molecular function (GO): protein binding; RNA polymerase II cis-regulatory region sequence-specific DNA binding; DNA-binding transcription factor activity, RNA polymerase II-specific
Source: RefSeq, a predicted model, not a curated record